This is a messenger RNA of Cynara cardunculus var. scolymus (artichoke), 1025 nucleotides long. Its product is annotated as proteasome subunit alpha type-6-like. The transcript has 9 exons. Gene Ontology annotation, biological process: ubiquitin-dependent protein catabolic process. Gene Ontology annotation, cellular component: proteasome core complex; nucleus; proteasome core complex, alpha-subunit complex. NCBI's taxonomy places the organism in Eukaryota, Viridiplantae, Streptophyta, Magnoliopsida, Asterales, Asteraceae. The record is from RefSeq and is a predicted model, not a curated record. Bases 135 to 875 code for a protein of 246 amino acids.
UGUUGUCUUGGGAACAAAGAAAAGUUUCGUCUUCUUGAUUCGAGAUAUAUAUAUAUAUUUCAGACGGAGAACGAAGAGAACACUCGCCGGAGAAACCCUAACAGCAGAAGAACCAACGACAACCAGAUCAUAUAAUGAGUCGUGGAAGUGGAGGCGGAUACGAUCGUCACAUUACGAUAUUUUCUCCUGAAGGGCGUCUCUUUCAAGUUGAGUAUGCUUUUAAAGCAGUCAAAGCAGCUGGGGUCACUUCAAUUGGUGUCCGAGGGAAAGACUCUGUUUGUGUUGUGACCCAGAAAAAGGUCCCGGACAAGCUCUUGGAUCCAACCAGCAUUACACAUCUUUUCUCGGUCACCAAGUUCCUUGGGUUGUUAGCUACUGGCACUACAGCCGAUGCAAGGACCUUGGUUCAGCAAGCGAGGAAUGAAGCAGCUGAGUUUCGUUUUAAAUAUGGAUAUGAGAUGCCUGUUGACGUAUUGGCUAGAUGGAUUGCAGACAAGUCUCAAAUAUAUACUCAACAUGCUUACAUGAGACCACUUGGAGUAGUGGCUAUGGUUUUGGGUAUUGAUGACGAGAACGGACCCCGACUCUUUAAAUGUGAUCCAGCCGGCCAUUUUUUUGGUCAUAAGGCAACAAGUGCGGGAUUGAAAGAACAAGAAGCAAUUAAUUUUUUGGAGAAGAAAAUGAAAAAUGAUCCCGAAUUUUCUUACGAUGAGACUGUACAGACUGCAAUUUCUGCUUUGCAAUCUGUUCUACAAGAAGACUUCAAGGCUAAUGAGAUCGAGGUUGGAGUCGUGAGACGGGAUAAUCCGGCCUUUCGAGUUCUUACUAUGGAGGAAAUUGACGAGCACUUGACUGCCAUCAGCGAGCGUGAUUAAUUUACCAUUCGAUUUCGAUCAUAAUUGUUUUGAAGUUUACUGUUUUUAUUGGGGAGUGAUGAUGUUUAUUUUGGUCGAGUUUAUUAUGUUCAAGAUGUUGAUUGAUAAUUACACUAGUUUCUAAUUGACGUCCAAACGUAUAGGAUUGGU